AAUACACGCACACACACACAUAAAUUCAGGGCACGGAAGAGAGAAAGAAUAAGAGAGUUUGCUUGCGAAAAGGAGAUUUUACUCUCUUUUUAUAUUUUUUUUUUCCAAAGUCCUGAUCUGCCUCGAGCCCGAAGUGACUCGAGGUAAGAGGGCCAACCGACGAUCAGGUUACAAAUUAUUUUAGUAAUCAAAAAUACAUAUAAAUAAUUAAAAGUAUAUUUGUUACAACUGGAAAUAAAUAUAAAACGUUUAUCAAUUUAAGACUGACUUUAAUUACGACUGCUAGAGGUAAUUCCCGCACAAUGUCGACCGCUGAUGAAGUUUUUGAGAGUUGGGAGGAAAUGGAGGCAUCUGGAGCACUCGACAAAAAGCUCAGUGGAUUACAAUUAAAUAGUUUGGGGAGUCUGGAGGACCGACAAUCCAAAGUUGCUGGUGCGAAUACAAAUGGUAGGAUGAUUAUUCUAGGUGACGAUAGUGUUAGAUCACAAUAUGUACCUCCUAAACCGACUGUUAAAAUAUUGAAGCGACCGCAAAGUGAUUUACGGGGUAACGGCGAUGGCCAAAUGUCAAAUGGUGAUAAACCUAAACAGCCAAUUAAAUCAUUGAAACAAAGAGAACAAGAGUACGCGGAAGCGCGAAAAAGAAUUCUUGGAGAAGAAAGAAGUCCUGAAGAAAAAUUAACCCAUGAAGUAAAUAAAAUUCAGUCGAAAUUAAUAAGUCAAAGUCGGAGCCCCACUGAAAGUACUUCCAGUAAUAAAAUUAUCAAUCCAAUUAAUAAUCAAGUUAUCAGAAUGCCCAUUGGUCCAGACGGAACACGCGGAUUUAAUGCAAGGAGGUAGCAAGGCUACGCCAUUUAAACAGCUGUACAUAUAUUUAUAUAUAUGUAUAUAUAAAUACAUAUAAUUAUAUAUUUAUAUAUAUGUAUGUAUACACUAUCUUCAUCAGCAAACAAUAACAAAAACAAAAUAUGAUUAUAAUAAUAAAGAAAAAACUCCUCGGUAAUUUAAUUGAAAAAUUUUUCUACUGUGGCUCGGGGAGAGGCGGCUAUGAAGGUCGUCGAGCAGUGAACAGCAGCAGCUAAUCUCGUGAUCCCGACCAACUGGCUCUUCAGGACAGCUGAUAAAUUUCCUUUAAUUCAUCAGCUCAAGAUACUGGUGGAUCUUAAACUCCUGCAUUGAGUCGUGAGCUAGAAGAAAAAAAGAAAACUCUUGUUAUUUAUUUUCUACAAAUCACCGACCAGCAGAGGAGGAAAAGUUCUCUAGAGUUUUGUCCUAGAGAUAAAUGAACUCGAGUUAUUUUAAACAGCAGAAUUAUUCUGCAACGUUCAUCUGUUCAUUGCAAAUUUAACCCAUUUAAUUGAUAAUUACAUUAAUUGCAUAACUACAUUAUUAAAUUAAUAAUUUAUCUUUCACUCUCUCUAUUGACAUUUACUUUUGUGGUUUACAAAUACUUAUAAGUACAUCACUUAAGUUUUAAAAUAAUACUAUGACAAAUUUUUCAUGUACAUUAUUUAACAUUCAUUGUUUUUCAGUAUGUAAA
This is a messenger RNA of Microplitis mediator, 1539 nucleotides long. Its product is annotated as SUZ domain-containing protein 1-like. Lineage: Eukaryota; Metazoa; Arthropoda; Insecta; Hymenoptera; Braconidae. Bases 303 to 839 code for a protein of 178 amino acids. The record is from RefSeq and is a predicted model, not a curated record. The transcript is spliced from 4 exons.